UCAAGCAACAGCAGUCGCAAAAUGCACUGCUACUUGCCGUUGCGGCCGCGCUUGGAAACCAACCUGGAGAGUAAUUGAAGCAGAUAUUUAUGAAGUCAUUGAGAGGUGAUCUCCAAUUCAACAGGUUAAUCAAUAUAUGGAGAAUUUUCUUGCGAUGCUGGAUUAUGAGGAGAACAUCACCAGACAGACAUUUAAAUUGUUUUAUUUAACUAAAACAACAACGUUAAGUAUUCUGGAUUUUUUUCUUCAACAGCAAACAUAUAAUAUUUUAAUAAAAGAAUCAUAUGCCCCUCACUUCUCAUAUUUAUCUCCAGACUACUUCUCCUUGUCCAAAACUAUUCCAUUCAAUACUAUACCAUGCCAUUCUUACUUCUGCACUGCUGCUGGCGGCAGCUCUGCCUUCAGAACUGAGCUGCCAGCCAGCAGCUGCCGCUCUCCAGCUGCCCAGCUCUGAAGGUAGUGCCGCCGCUGCCAGCAGCAGCACAGAAGUAAGAGUAGCAGCCCCACAAGUCCCACCCCCAACAUAGUUUUAUGACCCCCAUCCCCAAACUCCUAUUUGAGUCAGGACCCCUACAAUUAUAACACCCUGAAAUUUCACAUUUAAAUAGCUGAAAUCAUGAAAUUAACUGUUUUUAAAAUCCUAUGACCAUGAAAUUGACCAAAAUAGAUGGUGAAUUUUGUAGGGCCCUAGUCAUUAAAUAAUUGUUUGAAUAUCUAAAUUUAUUUUUUUUAAUGCUUAAGCUGCGUAAUUUUGGGCAACUGAAAGUAUAAAUUGAUAAAAAUAAAAAUGCUUUCUGUCAAAAUUAUAACAAAAAUAAAAUACUGUAGUCUGGACAGGGCCAAGGAAAAUAAGGGGUGUUUUUAAAGUAUGGUAAAAUAUUUUUAUUAAUGCUUUUUAAACAACACUUAGCGCCUAGUGUAGAUAUGCCCUCAGUGCUAUGUAUUGUUUAAAAAUGUGUUAAAUUAACACCUAUUAGCUAUUUUUUCUAGUGUAUAUGAGCCAUGAGUGACAGCGGGCUAAAGUGUUAAACAUACUAUAAAGUAACCUUUCAAAUGUAUGCCACUGUAAAGUUUAGUUUUAAUGGCUAUAAGAACGGUAGUCUGUUUAACUGCUAGCUGUUUAAGCAUGGGGAUCUGUAACUUAGGAAACACAACAAUUGAUUCUGUUUCUUUUUAGUGUUCUUGUAGAAAAUAACAUAAAGCAAUGAAGAGAUGAUAGAAUUGGGUGAUUUAGUACUGCUGUCUCCUCUGAAAACCAUAAUUCCAAAGCAUUUAUGUGGAAAACUGCAUGGUAUGAAUGUGAAUUAAACUAAAAGGUUGGAAGUCUGUGGAAAAGAAUGGGUUAUGAUAUUGAGCGUUUUGUUGGCUAUGUUAAUGAAGGACUUUUAUGCUGUAUAUGCCGAGAUGUAUUAGAAGACCCCUUACAGGCUCCUUGUGAACAUGCUUUCUGUACUGCCUGUAUACAUGGAUGGCUUGUUCAUCACAAUAAUUGCCCUGAAGACAGACAAGCACUUGAUAUGUCUGUGCUACGACCUCUCUACAGAUACAUGAAAAAUGAUCUAAAUCGACUUCAGCUUCAUUGUAAAAACGGAGAGCGUGGUUGUGAAAUGGUUUGUUCUCUAGAAUCUAUAGACAGACAUGAGAGAGAAUGUGAAUACAGCCAGAUACCCUGCUCAAAUGCUGGUUGUCCAGUUCAGAUUGAACGACGUAACUUAGAUAGCCAUUUGGCAGUGUGUGAAUACCGGAGCCGUGAAUGCCCUAAUGGUUGUGGUUAUAGCAUUCUCAGGGCAGAAGACACGCAGCAUAAUUGUGUAGCAGAGCUAAGAACAGAAUUAGAACUGCUCCGGUCAGAAAUGAUCUGCAGAGUGGAAGAGGCAAAGCAUGAAAUGGAGUCCAGAUUAGAUUCACAGAGAAGGCAUAUGGUGCAAAAAGAGAGUCUUCUGCAAAAUGAAAUUGAAGAACUAAAGAGUCAGAUGUCACGAAUGAUGUCUGAAGUGCGCUCCCUUAUGGCUGCAGAGAGACAGCAUCGUCAAGAGCUGGAGCAAGCAGAGCUCGAAAAGCGUGAAUUAAUGGAGCUGCUGAAAGGCCUACAGAAAGACUGCCAAUUAAAUAAUACAGAAGGAAACAAGAAAUCAACAAGCUUUCGCCCUCUAACACGACUAGAGAGUGUGAAACGAAAACCCAGGGAAGUUACAGUCAUCUAAACAGAAGUAUGACAAAAGCUACUUGAACGUUUUACCCACACCAGACCUCAAAUUUAUACAAAGGACACAUGAUCAGGUGGACAUUUAUGUUGAUACUAAAAUCUGGAACUAAACAAUGGUAAUAAUAGACCCACGGAUCUUGAAUCAUGGGGUUUCUUACAUUUGAGGACUGCAGGACACUUUGCCAUAUUUGAGCUCUCCAGAUUUCUAGACAGUUAGACCCUGAGCAUGUGGGUGAAACCCACCAGCCAGACAUCUAAAAUAUAUGCAUGAGGAAAGAGAGCUCCAUGAUGUUACAAGGGUUUAUGCAAGUCUCCAUGCCUGGCUUGGUUAUUUUUUUUCCCUACUGCGCGUAAUACUAACAACCUGCUGAAAGAAACAAGUAGAAUGUUAGUGACUGCAGUAAGUCUGUUGUGGAAGCAGAAUUAGCACUUAAGGAUUAAGACCUGAGGAUAUCACUAAUAUUUAUCAAAUAUUUUAUUCAUUUAGUACAUUGUAGUUUCACUUAACCCAGCUAACCCAAUCACUUAAAUUGAGUCAGCACAUCUUUCAAGACACAGCCCUCUCUGGCUCUUGCACCAUCAAUUCCCAUUCACCCUUGCAGCUCAGUUUUUUUCAUAGAACCAUACAGUUCCUAUGGAACAAGUAGUGAGCCAGCCUAGACUGCUGUUGCUGCAUAUAAUUGCUUUCUUUCUUGAAAUGUAGCAGUAGAAUAGUGUUCAAUGAGCGCCUGUUGGCUUCAAUUACUUUUCUGAAUGCAAGCCUUUCAGGAGAACCCUACAUCUGCUGUGUACCUGAGUUGCAAUGUACCAGUUUGCUUGUAAGCACCCAUGUAAUUUUAAUUAGGCUGAUUCUAACAUUAAGUUACAUUUUCAUCUCAAUCAUUAUUGUUCAUGUGUGUUAGCAGAUGGUUCACUUAACAUCACAAUUGCAUGGCAAAUUUCUUUUCCUUAUUAGUAGCGGAUGAGUGAAUUAUGUAGCCAGGUAACACAUGCAAUUAUUGUAAACAUUUUAGUUGCAAAGUUAUUGUAUUAUAUACAUCUUAAAAACAUUCUUAAGUGCUUUAAAAAGUUGUUUUUAAAAAGUGACCCUCAGACAGUAAACAGGUCCUGGACUAUAUUUAAAUAAGAAUCCUUGUGAAAUUUGCUACACUCUUCCCCUGGAAUGUGUUUUUGAUAGUCCUUCUCUACAGAUUAUUUGUUAAGGAGUCUGGGAUAAUUUAUGUGGAAUGGUGCCAGCAUUUUCCUUUCUCAUGAAUAUCUUUUGGAUAGACCCAUAGAGUUUAUCCUUGGUACAUAGGGGGAUCUUAUGCAGUUUUCUCAUAUUGACAGAUGCCUUUCUAAAUACCUAUAAGUCUAUGCAACUUUUAUAUUAACAAAUGAACUUUAAAAUGUCUUCCAGCCACAUGGUUCAUUGCCAAACUGAAAUUAGAUUUUUUUUUUUUUACAUUUAAUAAAAAAUGGGAAAUGGGCUCAAAAGUGGAAUUUGGGGGCUAAAUGUCAUAUUGUGUCUAGAAGAGAGCUAACACGUAGCUUGUAACCGUUUGAUUUGCUCUGUGUAUGAAAGUUGAGCUACUCAAGUGUUCAUAAAAGUAGUUUAUUCAUUUCGCUUCUCUUCUUUUCAUUAUGGAAGAUCAGGUGUCCUCCCCUUGCCUAAUAAAAUAGUGAAACAUA
Molecule: messenger RNA, 3877 nt
Organism: Gopherus flavomarginatus (Mexican gopher tortoise)
Lineage: Eukaryota; Metazoa; Chordata; Testudines; Testudinidae
Product: E3 ubiquitin-protein ligase NRDP1-like
Exons: 8
Coding region: 1338-2204 (288 amino acids)
Molecular function (GO): zinc ion binding
Source: RefSeq, a predicted model, not a curated record